Messenger RNA from Moneuplotes crassus, 1513 nucleotides. The record is from the annotation of a GenBank genome assembly. Lineage: Eukaryota; Ciliophora; Spirotrichea; Euplotida; Euplotidae.
AUUUAGAAUUACAAUAUGAAGGACAAUACAAAAGGUAUUCUUCUGAUUGCUGCAGGCACGAUAAUGCAUCUCUUCCUUGGAUGUUUCUUCUUAUGGGGUAAUAUUGCUGUUUAUGUGACUUCUUACUUACAUAAGCAUCAUGAAGAUAUCUCACUAGAUGACACAAGUAUCAUAUUCCCAAUAUCAAUGGUGGCUUCUGCCUUGUUCACUCCGAUUGCUCCAUUUGCUAUGAAAAAGUACCCACCAUGGCUGUGAUGCAUAUUCGGUGCAUCUAUCGCCAUUACGUGAGUAUUCUUUUCAUCUUUUACAAGCAAUUUGUGGUUGUUCACAUUCUUGUACGGAUUCUGAUUUGGUCUGGGAAUUGGACCCUCAUACAUGUGACCAAUUAUCGCAGGAUGGGAAUACUUUCCGAACAGAAAAGGAUUAGUUAAUGGUAUCAUUGUUGCCGGUUUUGGAUCAGGUUCUUUUAUAUUCUCAUUUAUUGCUGUUGCUAUUGUAAACCCUGAUAAUGAGCUUCCAAGUUUAGAAGUGUCUGGAGGUAAGAUUUUUCCUCCAGAUAGCCCAAUACCAGACAGGGUCCCUCUAAUGUUAAGAGUAAUAUCAUUGAUUUGGGCAGCACUUUGCAUCAUAAGUAUCCCUUUUAUCAGAAGCAAGAAAAAGCGUAGCAUCCCUGUCCAAGAAGUUGAAAGCAGAAGGACAUUACUUAUCAACACGAUUGAUUCAACUGAUGCUGAAAGUGCUUUAGAAGCUCCUAACAAUAACCUGGUUUCAGAAGAGAGUAUCCAUAAAACAAGACUGAGAGAAGCAAUUUUUAGUUGGAGGGCUUUGCACAUAUGAAUUAUGAUGUUCUCUUCUUCAUUGUAUCCUCUUUACUUGGCUGCUAAUUUCAAAUCUUUGGGACUCCAAGAGAUUGGCAGUGACCACUUCAUUACAAUUGUGGGAGCAAUAGGAGCAGUCGCAAACGGGAUUUCAAGAGUUGGAUGGGCAACCCUAUUUGAUUACUUUGGAUUCAAGAAAGUGUAUGUUUCCAUAGUAGUGUUGCUUAUUAUUAACGCCUUCACUCUGACAUUAAUAUCAAGUAACAAAGUACUAUAUCUGAUCUGGGUGGCAGUAUCUUUUACAUGACUUGGAGGCCAUUUCGCUAUAUUUGCACCCAUGACAGCUAAAGUAUUUGGAGGCAAGAUUGGAAGCACUGCAUAUACUUUCUUGUUUUUUGCAUUCGCAAUUUCGUCUGUGAUAACAUUUGUUCUGACAAAAGAGAGUGGAGAAGGAAAAAUUUCAAGAGAUUUGUUGUUUUAUAUCUUCGGAGGUUCGUGUGUCGUAGCACUACUCUUUGCAUUGUUUUUCAAAGAGACUCUUUUUGUAUCGUCUAAAGCUUACCGAAAGACCAAAAAGGAUGUGUCGAAUUAUGAUAUGCUUGAGUAAAAUGUUAAAUGCAAAAGAUUUCACAACACGGCAAUUAUAGAUAAAACCUUUGCUUCCACGUUAGAAAAUUGUCGACAUUUCAAUCUUA